CACCCUUUUUUCUGCAAGAUGCUCAGGAUGUUGCUUCUUUUUCUUACAUUUACAAGUGUUUUGUCUUGUAAGGUUGGGAAUGAUGCUAGUCUUAGUAUUUACAGAGAGACAUUUCCUGGAGGAAAGUGGUUCCUCAGUACUCUUAGUCCAGCAACAUGUUCUAGAUCAUUUUAUGACUACAACAUCUCGUUUUAUACCAGUAGCCUGAAUAUUGGUUCAACUUAUAAUGUCACUUUGGCUAUUUGGAAACAAGUUGGUUCAAAGACCUAUGAAAAGGACCCUGCUACAAUACAACAUUAUACUUAUACCCACACCAAUAAUCGACGUAAAAAAAGAGCUACACUAAAUACAGCUCCAUUCAGUUCAGCAGUUGGUAUACGCAAAGGAAGCUUCGUUGGAGCAUACCUAUAUACUACUGCUAAUGCAUUACCUAUUACUGGAAUAAGAUAUACAUCUCGUAUAGGAGCAUGUGUGUCAAAAAAUUCAGCAUCAGCGACUACAAUAACUUGUAGUUUUAACCAUUAUUAUGUAGUACAUGCUGAAGCUGAUGUUGUUAAAGUUGACUGUGGUGCUCCACCAUCAGUUCUUAAUGCUACAUACUCUCAAUUGGAUAAUGAUACAGAAUAUGGAGCUAGAGUUCAAUACAACUGUAGUACUGGAUAUAAUAUUAAUGGAAAUGAUACUAUAUCAUGUCUACUGAAUGCAUCAUGGUCUUCACCAACUCCAUCUUGUUCAAUAGUAAACUGUGGUAAUCCUGGUGAACCAGCUAAUGGAUAUACUAAUGAUAAUGUAUUCACUAACUUCACUUCUAAUAGCAAUCAAUACAACUAUGGAACUACUGUUAGUUUUAACUGUAAUCCUGGAUAUGGUUUAGUAGGAGUAUCAACAUUAACAUGUACUGCUACUGGUCAAUGGAGUAAUAACAUUCCCCUUUGCAUAGCUACUACAAGAUCGUCAUCAUCAUCAGUAAACUCAGCCACUACACUAAGCACAAGUUCUUCUGUCAUGCCCACCACUUCAGUUGAUGGUAGUAAUAAUUUGUUAGUUAUUGGUGGAGUCAUUGGUGCAAUGUUGCUUAUUUUACUAAUACUAAUAGUUGCUAUUCCGUUGAUAGUUUUAUUAGUAGCAAGAUCAAAAAGGAACUCUCGUGAACUAAAUGAUCCUGCUACUACAAAUCUUAUAAAUCCAAUAACUGCUCCAUCUGAAGAACAUUCAACUUCAGACUAUGAUGAUCCUGCUUUAACUUUAAAGCAUGAGUCAGUACCGCUACUGUACUCUGAAUUAGAAUCUUUAAAAAAUGAGGAUGACAACAAGUAUCCAACUGAGGAAGUGUAUGACAAUGAGAAUAUUUCCAAUGUGGUCCUACCUCAUCCAAUUUAUUUGGAUGUAUGUGUAUCUAAUAAAAAGAUUUAAUUUACAUUAGAAAAUGAGUGUAAAACUGUACCAAAAUUUAAUGCUUGCAAACUUGUCAGUACUAACACUAUUAUAAGCUUGUUA
Molecule: messenger RNA, 1497 nt
Organism: Amphimedon queenslandica
Lineage: Eukaryota; Metazoa; Porifera; Demospongiae; Haplosclerida; Niphatidae
Exons: 8
Coding region: 19-1413 (464 amino acids)
Source: RefSeq, a predicted model, not a curated record